Priapulus caudatus is the source of this 1185-nucleotide messenger RNA. RefSeq lists its product as uncharacterized. Gene Ontology annotation, cellular component: membrane; voltage-gated potassium channel complex. The transcript has 2 exons. Gene Ontology annotation, molecular function: potassium channel regulator activity; calcium-activated potassium channel activity. The record is from RefSeq and is a predicted model, not a curated record. Lineage: Eukaryota; Metazoa; Priapulida; Priapulimorpha; Priapulimorphida; Priapulidae. Gene Ontology annotation, biological process: potassium ion transport; detection of calcium ion. Bases 1 to 828 code for a protein of 275 amino acids.
AUGUCGCUGACGCGGACGGCAAGCGCGGGCUCCGACGACGACGACCCGCCUCGCUGCUGCUCUCCCGCCGCAUGUCAGAUCUGGUGCGACCGAAGCAGCCGCGCCGCACGCGCAUUCAUCUGUACAUUCGUGUUCACGUGCACCGUCGUGUCGGCCCUCGUCAUCCUAGGGUGCCUCGUCGUCAAGCCGUACAUGCUCUCCAAGGACUUUCGGCCGACGGAGUGCAUGAAUCUGAACGUGACGUGGUGGGAGCGAUGGUGUUGCCUCCGCGCGCUCGUGCAGUAUUACGACGACCAGGGCGUCUCGCAUUUUGCUUACAUCAUCGAAGACGAGUAUUCGCUCUUAGACGGACACCACGCCGCGUGCUCCUACGUGUCGUGCAUGGACAACAUGGUGAACGCGUGGAAGCUGAAACACGGCGUGCUACUCACUCGAUUCGCCUGCCACUUCAACCCGUACAACUACAAACAAGUGAUGCGCCGCAAACGCUACAACGAGAAGAUGCUGCUGCAUUCGCUACUCUGGCCGACGGGCGUCAUCGUCAUCGGCGUCAUCGUCAUGGUCGUGCUCGUGCGCGUCGCCAAGCUGAACGUCCGAGGCGACAUCUAUCAUCCGGACAUCGAAGAGCGCGAGCUCUAUUUUCGACAGUCGAUAGAGACGAACAACCCAAUUAGCAGGGUGACGUGUAACCCGCUAGACAGACACUCGAGUCUCCCCGUCACUCGAGCGUCCAUCAAUCGACAGACGAGACAUUCGGAGAGCCAGCCCGCGCGCAAGAAGAAGUUGUCGUUCGCAGGGUUGCCGUCACGUUACAGCAGCCGCACGUAGUGUCGGGAGUAUCAUAUGACGUGUGACGGCCGGCUACGGCACACAGUGGCAGUGAACUCAAAGCAGCCGUAAAUAUAUGCGUAAACGUGUUCGUGCCGUGAACGUGUGUAAACUUACGCGUUCCGUAAAGUUAACCGUGCUGUAACUUACGCGUGACGUAAACGUGCAUAAACGCAAACGUGAACAAACGCAGGCGUGCCGUAAACUUACGUAUACGGGCGCGUGCCGUAAAGGUACGUAGACCGUAGGUGUGCUGUAAACUUACCGUAAACGUACCCUUACCGUAAACCCGAACGUACUCCUACACGUGCCGUAAACGUACCUUUACCGUAAACCCGAACGUACUCCUACACGUGC